Molecule: messenger RNA, 2070 nt
Organism: Monosiga brevicollis MX1
Lineage: Eukaryota; Choanoflagellata; Craspedida; Salpingoecidae
Exons: 5
Coding region: 1-2070 (689 amino acids)
Cellular component (GO): preribosome, large subunit precursor
Molecular function (GO): protein binding
Source: RefSeq, a predicted model, not a curated record
AUGGCGCCGAGUUUGAAACAGGCGACAUCGAAGACCCCCACGCUGCUGACCAAAUGGCUGAGGGCAGCCCAGACGCGACGGGCCCCAGAUGCGCCAGGGAACAGGACGACGCCGCCGCCGUCAGAAAGUCAGCAGGAUUCAACAGCCGCGACGCGCGCUGCGGCUGACGCCGUGUCGGUCACACCUGCACGUCGCACGGUCAAGCUCGAUUCUCUGGGUAGCAGCCGGCAGGUCGAGAACCCCAAACCCUCAACAGAAGAGGAUCAUGGCUCUUGGCCUGCAGCAAGUGAAUCCACCAAGAUAGUUGCCCGCGAUACUGAUGCGAUCAAGGUCCAAGAAACUGGCGCUCCAUCUAUUUUCACGGCCCCAACGACGGCUGACGACCACUGCGGAGACGACCAUCAGGAGUCCCCUGAUGCGGUCGUCGCAUUGCGACACGAUGGUCAGAUUGAGAUGAAGAGCGUUGCUGCUGAGAUGGAAGGCGAGGCUAUGGAAGAUGCGGAUCAGGAUGACGACGACGAAGACGACGAUGACUACGAAGCACGGCGCCUCGCCAACAUUCAGGCCAACCAAGCCUUGAUGCAGCAGCUAGGCCUCCUGUCGGCAGCCACGGCUCUACCAAUGGCCCACCCAACCCCAUCGCCGGGCACUGUAAACGGACCGAAAAAGCUGCCCAACCGAAGCAGGAGCAAGCGUCGGACCUCUGGCAGCACGCCAUCGCCGCAGCCUGUGCGAAGAAGCCGACGGCUGGCCGCCAAGGAAGCUCGCCCCAUGACAGAGGAGGACGAAGCGACCCAGGCUGCUCUCCUGGCAUACGCCGGCCUGGGUGCCACAGAGGAGUCGCCUCGAGCCCCGUCCAACGAGGGCGCCAACCUGGCCGCCAUUGCUCCCAUAGGCACGGUCAUUACCGGCGAUGCCCUGGUCGCAGAUGCCGGGCUUGUUCUGAAGGCACGUGCUGCUCUUGAGCCCGACGAACAGCAUCUUCUCUGGACAGGCCACAGGCAUGACGUUUAUGCCAUCGAUUCUUUGGAGGAGCGGGGGUGUGUAGCCAUGGCUGGCAAGGAGGGCCGCAUGUCUUUGUGGCAUCGACCAGAUGCCAGCGGUGCCGCCCCCGCCCCGUAUACGGCUGCGCCUCGCCUGUCUUCCAAACUUCAUGGCCGCUGGAUCUCCGGCGUGCGGCUACUUUCCACAUCGGACCAAGUCUUGGCUGCGACCAGCUCUGAUGAUGGAAGUUUGUUGCUGUCCGAAUUGGUACUAGAUCCCGAGGCUCCGUGGACGUGCCGGCCAGUGCAGCGCAGCACGGAGGGUCACACCGCUGGUAUAUUUGGCCUUGAUGCCUGGGCUGGCACAAGCUUGUGCACGGCCUCCAAGGAUGGAUGCGUUGGAGAAUGGGACAUUGGCCCCGCCAGCUGUCGUCUAGUCGCUCAGCGAGAAGUCUCAAACGCUGUCCUGAAAUCCGUGAGCAUGCGCGAUGGCAAUAUCUAUGCGACCGCCGGCAACGACAGCUCCGUGUAUAUGCUGGACCGGCGGGCCACAGACCCAACUGGGACCUUUGAGGGGGCUCAUGCGGGUGUGGUGGCCUCGGUUGCCUUUAAUCGACAUCAACCAAAUUGGCUCGCCUCGCAAGGUCAGCCGGACUACGGUCUUGUGGCUGUGCACCGGCUGUGCACCGGCUGGCAAUUUCCGGUUGCUUGCCAUGUGUGGGUGUGUCGGUCUUGUCGGGGUUUUGUACUCACCGGUGCAACGUUGCUCGCAGGGUUUGAUGGUCUCCUCAAGGUCUGGGAUAUGCGCCAGUUGCAGGAACCCGUCUUUGCAACCACCAGUCACAAUGGCAAUGGGCAUGGCAAGCCACAAAUGGCUGCACCGCACUGGAUUACGCCUACCGAGUUGACAGUGGCGGGCACGAAGAGCCUGCAGCUCACGACCUUUGAGAUUCCAACCGGCGUUUUGACGCGCCGCGUGCACCUGGGCUUUACACCCACGGCCUUUACGCCCUGUGCUUCUGGGGUGCUGGCGGCCGCCUCGCGCAAUGCUGCCUGGCUCUUUCAGCAUGGCACAGAAGACUCAUGA